AAAGAAUUUGCGCGAAAAGUGGCCCGAAUUUAUUCUGCUGAUUCAAUGGAGGGGAGCCAAUCACGAAGGGAUACCGAGUCAAGAUCUUUGACUGCCGGAUAAAGUGCAAGCGUUUCUGAAGAGGUAACUAGCGUUUUCGUUUUGGAUGAUGGCAACAAACUUUUGCGCCGGCUCGUUUCACUGUGGGCAAUCGGCAUCCAUUAUUGUCUGGGGAAAGGGAGGGAGGUCAUUGCAGAAAGGACAAGAAUUGAAGAAUGAAAUCGUGUUAGUGACACGGGAUGGAAGAAUGGAUUCAUAAUCGUUUGCUCUUUCUUCUCAUACGGAAUACGGAGUACGGAGUACACAAUGAUGGAUGGCCUUGAACUUCGACAAUAAUAAUGCUGUGUAUCCAGGAUCUAGACUCAGCAGUAUCAAAUGCAUCAUUGCAAUUGCAUGGCAAGGCAAGGUUGAAGAGGAAAAGGGGACCAAGCUUCCAAGUUCGUCUUGCCGUGCCGUCGGAUCACAGUUAGGCUGGCUUCUUCGACACGGGGAAGCUUCUAAUAUUAAAUGGAAACCAUUCCAUCUACUCCGUACAUCAUUCAGGUCUCGACCAGCGGUUGAAGAUGCAGCCGUGCGUGUGGCAAAUAUGCAAUGUAUAUGUUUAUUUAUAGGUGUAAUGUCGCAUAGAUGCAAUAUUAUGCACCACACUAUUAGUACGAUCUGUCCUUGAGAACGCAAGGAGCAGCGGCAGCAGCAGCAGCAGCGAACGAGACAUACUC
This is a messenger RNA of Blastomyces dermatitidis ER-3, 758 nucleotides long. RefSeq lists its product as uncharacterized. The transcript has a single exon. The record is from RefSeq and is a predicted model, not a curated record. The coding region runs from base 353 to 709 and encodes 118 amino acids. NCBI's taxonomy places the organism in Eukaryota, Fungi, Ascomycota, Eurotiomycetes, Onygenales, Ajellomycetaceae.